This is a messenger RNA of Tetrahymena thermophila SB210, 1932 nucleotides long. RefSeq lists its product as hypothetical. The record is from RefSeq and is a predicted model, not a curated record. The transcript is spliced from 8 exons. NCBI's taxonomy places the organism in Eukaryota, Ciliophora, Oligohymenophorea, Hymenostomatida, Tetrahymenidae.
AUGAUUAAAAAUUUCUUCAAUAAUUUACCACCUGUUAAAGAUUACUAUUACUCUUAGUCUAAAAGUAUCAAUAAUAGUGAUUCAAAAUAAUUAUCUAAAAUAAAUAAAAAUAAUAUUUCCACAAACGACUCAAAAUUUGAUUAGGACUCUGUUAUUUAGAGUCCUUUAAGUAAGAGCAAUGAAAGAUUAUUUCAAUCUUUUAGUAGUUCCUAAAGAUCAUUCUUUUCAUCACUUUAGCAAAGCUAAUCUGGUUUUAGUAAAAGUAAUGAUGAUUCUAUGAGAUCAUUUUAAGAUAAAUACAUGCAAUCUUUUGUAACAGAGAGAUAAAAAAGAAUAAUUAAAAUAUAAAAAACGUAAGAAUAAAAGAAUAAAACCCUCUUAAACUUCUCUUAAUUCAGUUAAGAAGAAAGUGAAGUUACUUAUGAAAAAAUAAAUAUAGUGAAUAGGUUAAGCAAUUCUAUAAGAUUAGGUGGUUAGUUAAACAAAACAAAAUCAGAUACAGCAUUCUAAAUUAACUAAGAAAGUACCCACACUUUUAAUCAAAAAUAGCAAGAACAACACAUAAAUUUAAUUGAAAACAUAAAGCAAACAAUUGAAAUUACUCCUAAAAAAUAUAUUUAUGCAAGAAUUAACAUUUCGAAUUAGCAACUUCCUCUUAGAUUCUCUUGUGAAAGUGAUAAAGAAGAUUAUUCAAUUUAUUUUAGCUUUUAUGACUAAUAUCCAGAUAAAAAUAAUUCUAUCACUAUUCCAAAAAAGAGAAAAUCUCAUCUUUAUAAGGUUGGAAAUGAAACAAUUCAAACUAAGUACUUUUAUUUCAGCUUCUACUCUGAAAUUAAAGUUUAAGUUAUCUUAAAGGUGUGGUUUAAUGAGAAAAUAUUUGAAAGCUUUAGACAUACAAAGGAGUCCAAGAUUGGGAUAAAGGCUUAAUAAAAAGAAUUUUAAAGACAAUUAAUGAAAAAAAUUAUGGAUGAUAAAAAAUUGUAAAUUUAAGAAAAAGAGAAAGCUAAAUUUAUGAUGCUAGAAUAAAUCAGGGAAGAAAAGUUUCAAGGAUAAGAAGUUGAAGAAUAAAUACUCAGAUUUUAUUUGAACUAAAAGCUAAAGGAAUAGUAAAAACAGGAAUAUAUAGAAAGGAACAAACUGGUUAUAUAAAAUACCCAAGUAAAAGGAAUGUGGGAAAGUAGAGAACAGAAAUAAGAAAUAUUUUAAUAGCAUAGAAAGAAAUUAGAAGAAGCAAAAUAGCGAUAUUAAUUCAUAUAAAGCUUAAAUUUCAAAAAUAAAGUUUAAACCAUAGUUUAAAAAUAAAUCCAAAAGUAAAUAACUCUAGACUAGGUUAAAUAGCAGGUUAAAGAGAAAAAAAUUUAAGAAACAUGUUUGAAGUGGCUGUAAAUUUUGAAUUUGAUCAAAUUUAUGAAUUAAAUUGUCCAUAGAGUAUAAUACAGUAAGAUUCUCAAAGUUUUCAGCACCAAAAAUAGGUAGAUCAGUCAGAAAAUCAAAAAAUAGCAUCAAAUUUCUCUUAUAAAAGAACCAGAAAGUUACCAUUUAAGAAUGUUAGUUAAUAUCAAAAGGAGGCUCAUGAUGGUAAAGAUUUUAUUUGAAAAGGGUUUAGAAAGUUUAAAAUAGUAAUAGUAUCAGUCAAAAAAGCUUGUUAGAGGAUAGUAAGUUAAACCAAAGAUAGAUUUUUCGCUCCUUCAGUUUAUCAUUUAUCUAAAAUAAUCAGCAAAGAAUGGAAUUUGCAAGAAUUACAUAUAUCGCUAAUUAAGAGAUUUAAAAAUGAGAUUACGUGAAGCAAGGAAUUAGAAAUAAGAAUAUUAAAACUCUUUAAGGCAUCUUUAUCUUGUUAAAGAGAGAUAAUAACUGAUGGAUAUAUUGUUAUAUGAAUUAGAAUCAUUAAAAGAAAGGUAUGGCUCUGAAUAAAAGAUCAGAAUUUCUUGA